This is a messenger RNA of Guillardia theta CCMP2712, 1152 nucleotides long. RefSeq lists its product as hypothetical. Lineage: Eukaryota; Cryptophyceae; Pyrenomonadales; Geminigeraceae. The record is from RefSeq and is a predicted model, not a curated record. The transcript has a single exon. Bases 1 to 1152 code for a protein of 383 amino acids.
AUGUGGUCCACGUUGGAUCCCCCCUCCUCCGCACCCUUGGCUCCGAGCAGCUCCUCCCUCUUUUGCUUCUCGGGCCUCAACAGCAGCGACAUCUCCUCACCGGCUCCUGCAUCGAAUCCUGCAGCAGGUUCCUCGGGAAAGAGGCCCAAUGCCUUCAUGAGCUCCAGCACAGCUGUUGUCGCUCCGUCCAGACCCAAGAUCGUGAAAGUCGCCACUAGCAAGACCAUGAUAGGCUCAAGAGCGAAGAAACGCCGGCACUGCGUCACAGGAGGUGGUACGUGGCAAUCAUCGAGCCUGAAUGUGUUCGACUCUCCACCGGCUUCCUCUGCAACGAUGUUGUCUUUUCAGUCUGCGACAGGAGUGAAGUUCUCCUCCAACAACAUGAUCUGCGAUAAACUGGUAGAUCCCGCCAGAGAGGAAAGAUUUGCAUCAAGCACACAGCAAAGUGCUUCUAUCAACGAUAUGGAAUUCGAGUACAACCAGAACCCCUCACUACACCCCUUUCGAGCACCUUUAGCGCGUGGUGUAUUCCAUAUGACGCCUCUCAGAUCCUCUGCAGAACAGUUUAAACGCUUUGAUACAGCCAUGGAAGAGUUCGGAACCGACAACCCAAGCUCGAGCAUGAAGCUGCUGCUGACCAUGGGCACCAACGUGCUAGCAAACGUCCUCAGGCACGUCUACAAGUCAAGCACGAACAAAGCGUUGACCCUGAAGUCCGGACGAGAAAUUGCUGAGAGUAUGAGCAAUGAAGCUCGAGGAAAGUGGUCGAGGAGCAUGCUCGACGAGCUUGAACAAGGGCAUGUCGAUGAAUGGGACAUCGACGUGCUAUCCCAUCUCCUCAUCGUCAGCCCCCGGUACGUCCAUGACUCGAAGGCAGUGGCUGCAAUCGAGGAGCUCAGGAACGCAGGGAAUGAUUUCACUCACUCGGCAUGGAGGACAGCAGAUGGAGAGUUCCGGAGCAAGUGGAAUCGAGUCAGAGGAGCCCUGGAGACUUUGAUAAGCUCCUACUUGAUGCCCGGACAUGCGAGUCUACUCAAUCAAAUCAUCGCCAUCUCAAACCAACUGGGCGAGGUGAAAAGCGACCGUGACCAUGGCAGCCAUGGCGCGGCGUCCAGCCGCCAUGGUGCCCGAAGUUCCAACUUCAUCGACUGA